AUGUGUUUGAUGCUGACUUUACGCACUUUAAGGAAGACCCUUAGGAAGACCGGGAGACCGACCGACCGAGGGAGGACCAGGGCCAAGAAGGAAAGUAACCAGGGUGCCCGGUCUUCUGCCAAGAGGGCCCGACUGGAUGAGACAAUAUCUCCCAGAGGAGAGCCUAAGAGGCAGAAGACUGGACCGCCUGGUGAAACCCCCCAUGCCGAUUAUGCAGAGGCGGCAAAGGCUGACCUGCUGGUGGCGGUAACUACUGCCACCUCGGGACACCUGACCUCGCAACAAUCGGAUGAGGUCCAGAGGCAGCUGCUAGCCCUGCUCUCGCAGGAAGCUAGACAGCCCACCUCAAGCCUUCCCGCAGGCCCACUCUUCAGGGGCAAGCCCGUAUGGGCGAAUGGCUCCCUCAGAUUGUGGUGCGAGAACCAGGCUACGCUAGCAUGGCUCAAGCGCAGUGUGGCUACCAUCACCCUCGAUGAGGGGGAGAAGGUGGUAGUCAAGCGCCAGAGCGAGGUACCCAAACGAGUACGCUGCGGCAUCCUGUUCCCGGGUGUCUGGGAGGACUUUGGCGAAGUAGGCCGAGCCCUCCGCUACCAGAACCCGUGGGCGGAAAUAGACCGCUGGCUGCUCAACCGGCGAGAGGUGCAGGGAACGGAGACGUUCGCUGUGGUCAGUGUGCCGGAGACAGUCGUGCAGCCCCUUGUGAGCCGCGGACGCCGGCUCGGCUUUAUGCUGGGUUCGGUGUACGUGAAGUUUGAGGGGUCACGGGGCAAAUUCAGGGAACAACCGCCCCCUAGCAGCACUGUCGCCAUAGAUGGCGCAGCUGAGGCACCUGCCGAGCCCAUGGACACUUGCGUGACGACGCAGGCACCUGUUGACGAAGUCCAGGAGCCUGAGUUGCAGGCCCCAGCGCAGUCUCCUUCCGUCCCCGAGAAGGACGAAGAAGAACUUCUUCGUGACUCCUCGGGGAGUGAGGGGGAAUGCGCGCAGGGGCUGGGCAAGCUGGCCAUCGGCAAGGAGGAGGAGGAGCCGAUGUCGGCGGAGGAGGGCGAUCCUGGUGGAGGAACCCCCUUCGCCCAUUGGUAAAUUCCUCCAAGCCAACCUCCACCACAGCGAAACCGCAACGGCUCAGAUCCGGAAGUGGUUGGAGGUCAACACAACAGCCGUAAUUCUGAUCCAGGAGCCGUGGGUCAGAAGGGGCUCUGUUUGCGGUCUCCGUAACAUAGGAGAGACGUGUGCGCCAUAAGGCUGCGCGGGGCGCAAGACACCAGCAUGCAGGAG
Molecule: messenger RNA, 1278 nt
Organism: Cydia fagiglandana
Lineage: Eukaryota; Metazoa; Arthropoda; Insecta; Lepidoptera; Tortricidae
Exons: 3
Coding region: 1-1083 (360 amino acids)
Source: RefSeq, a predicted model, not a curated record